CAAUUGUUGAGGGUUUUUUGCUUGUUUAACUUGAAAUUUGACACGGUAAAUCACUAUUCACUAAAACCCCACCACAAUACUUCAACUUCUUGACUUAGGAGUAAAAUUAACUAAAUUAACAACUAAGAGGCUUUGACUUAAAAAUCAGAUGGUACAUUAUUUUUUGGGGGAGUGAGCCCCCCAAUAAAAUACCGCCACGUACCCCCAUAAUUAAAUGUACAUUUUAAGAGAAAUCGAUGGAUACGGCUAUAAUGAAGUUGGACCAAUAGAUACAGUCUUUGAUGAUUAGCAUGAAAAUUAAAAAAUUAAUUGGAUCACAUGAUAUCAUAUCAUAAUUAACUUCCCCCCGUGUUUCAGUUUCUUAGUGCUGACGGCUCGCCCGAAGUGAGCCACCGCCCACGUUAACUUCCAGCCCCACAUUUCUAAGUCCACACACAUGCACAUUUGCACUUGCUCUCUCACUCUUUCUCCUUUCCUUAUAUAUACACUCAUUUUCUCUGUCCUCCAUCCUACCCUCACCCUCACCCUCUCUAUCCAUCUCUCUAUCUCUCGUCCUCUCGAGCUAAAUCGUAUUGUAUUGCUUACUCAUCGGUCCCUUGGAAUCACCUACUUGAUCUAUGAUGAGUAUCCCGAAUGACCAUCUUUUUCAAACUCUACCACCUCGGCCAUUGCCUAUGACGUCGGACAGUAGAUGGAGGGUCAGUAUCAACCCUGCUCCUAACUGUCCGCGUUGUGCUUCAUCAAACACAAAGUUUUGUUACUACAAUAAUUACAGCUUGUCCCAGCCAAGAUUCUUCUGCAAGGGGUGUAGGAGGUAUUGGACUAGGGGUGGGUCUCUUAGGAAUGUCCCUGUUGGUGGUGGAUGUCGUAAGAGCCGUCGUUCAAGGUCUACUAAAGGCUUUUCGAGUGGUUUAACGGGUCUUCGUUCUGAUAAUAAUCCAUCAUCUAACUCGUCUUCAUCUUGUUCAGAGUCGGGUUGUCCUGACAUUGACAUGGCUGCAGUUUUUGCUAAGUUUUUAAAUCCUGGGCAAGAAAAUGUCAAUGAUGAAAUAAACGAGGCAACAACAAACACAUCUUCUGAAGCUUCUUAUGGUUCCCCAAUAUCCAGCUCCUGCGGACUGGAGAAUGGGUUAGAGUAUCAGAAGUUGUCAGAUGAUUUUCUCGAUCUUGUACCAUCUGAUCACAGACAACUUCAAGCAGAUGAGGUGAAUCAGGGUUUCAUUAACCCUGAUCUGGCCUCUUUCGACGACAUUAUAGAAGAUGUUUUCUGGUCAGAAGACUCUGAUUUAUCCGGCUUCACAUGGCAGCCGAUAGCUCAGAUGCAGGAAUUUGAUUCAUCGUUGCCACCUGCUCAUGAAUCACAGACAUCAGCAGAUCUAUUCUCCAGCGAUAACUGGAGUUACUUCGAUACUGCAGGACUUGAAGCAUUCUCUGGACCUUGACAGUCUAAGGGAAAAAUAAUUUUUGCUAUCAGAAUUCACUUCCUGGCUCAAGUUGCUCAUUCUGCUUAGAAUUACAAACAGAAGAUUUCAUCACUCAGGAGUAUAUAGAGGAAACCGAUGCUAUGUCUAAGCUUAAGCCAUCAACAAUUUUUUUUUUUUUUCCUUGGCUACAGCCUACGGGAGGUCUUCCCACUCUUGUAAUACUGUAAGAAUUAUUUACUCAGAGAUUAUUGGUAUAUAGAAUACCUAUACAAUGAAAGACAAUAAAAUCCACAUACUUGUAUAAGUCAGAGUUACAAAAAUUCCUAAUAUGCAUAAUAUCAUUGAUUCAGUUACAGACUUACAGAUGGUUCUCGUAAUAUAAUUAUUACUAUUCAUGUUUAAAUAUAUUUCCAUUUUUUCUUAUUCCUUGUUCUCC
Molecule: messenger RNA, 1860 nt
Organism: Chenopodium quinoa (quinoa)
Lineage: Eukaryota; Viridiplantae; Streptophyta; Magnoliopsida; Caryophyllales; Amaranthaceae
Product: dof zinc finger protein DOF1.2-like
Exons: 1
Coding region: 618-1442 (274 amino acids)
Biological process (GO): regulation of DNA-templated transcription
Molecular function (GO): DNA-binding transcription factor activity; DNA binding
Source: RefSeq, a predicted model, not a curated record